CUCCCUCUCUCUCUCUCUUGCUCUCUCUCCCUCUCCCUCCCUCUCUCUCUCUCUCUCGCUCCAGAAGAGUGGAGACAGGAGACGUGCACACGAGAGCCGGAAAACCCGGAAUGUGAUGCCCAGCUCUGGCCGCUUCCCACCAGGAAAGACUUCCUCUCGGAUCAAGACCCGGGGACGUUCAACUAACUCUCUGCAUUUUUCGGGAUGCUCCUUGAAGAUUGAACUCAAUUGGCAGCUUUGUUGUUGUUGUUGUUUUGUUUGCUUGUUUGGGUUGUUUUCGGUUCCUUUCCCCUCCGGCCGCCGCGCGUUGUUUUCGGUUCCUUUCCCCUCCGGCUGCCGCGCGUUGUUUUCGGUGCCUUUCCCCUCCGGCCGCCGCGCGUUGUUUUUCUCGGCAUGAUUUUCAGCACCGCCGUGGUUCUGGGUGCCACUCUGGGCACUGCCUCAGGCAUCCUGACCCUCUGCGGGCUGUCCCUCCUCUGCAGGUCCUACCGGAAAAAACAGCUGGAUAAAGAGCACGACCCAGACCCGGAAAAAGCCAAACCAAGUGUCCUGCAUUCUAAACAGUUCAGUAUCCAAAAAUCCACUGAGCCCAUUCAGCCACGGACAUUGCUGGAGUUCCCCAAAAUCUACGCGCCCAAGCCGUCGGUAACCUCCCCUGAAGUGAUUAAUCAGCCGGAGAACAUUCCGGAAGCAACCAGUGAGCCCACCGCCAAGGGGAGCCCAACCACCAAGCCUGACCAUGGUAACCUAGCAACAGAGGGGCUCGAGGAGGUCUUUGUCAUCCAGAGGCAAGAUUCCACAGAAGAAAAAUCUUGUGCCUCAGAGCAAACGAAUGGGCUUCCCAAAAGCCCCUUCCUCCCUCACCCCAAGCUGCACUUCUCCCUCAGAUACCUCUCUGAAACAAAGGAGCUCCACGUCACAGUCAUCGAGGCGGAUCACGUGAGCGUGGGGGCGGGCGGGGAGGCGCACGUGGAGGGGCGGCUCAGCACCGCCGCGGGACAGAAGGAGGCGCACACCUCCUCUCGCCUCCUGGCGACCCACGUGCGCUGGGACGAGGGCCUGGUGUUGAGGCUGCCGGGCGGGCAGGAGGAGGGGGAGGAGGAGGGGGAGGUGGCCCUCUCUCUGCACAGCUGUGACCGCUUCUCCCGUCACGCCAACCUGGGUGCCGUCCGCUUCAAGCUGGCCGAUGUGGGAAUGAUGUCUGACGCUGACUGCUGGGUGGACCUGCAGCCCCCAAAGAAGGAUGUGAGCCUCUCUGCAGGUGAGAUCCUGCUGUCCAUAAGCUACCUGCCUGCAGCCAACCGCCUGGGCGUGGUGGUGAUGAAGGCCCGGGGUCUGCAGUCUGAUAGGCUGAAGGACACCAUUGACCUGUCGGUGAAGCUGGCUCUGAAGCACCAGGCCACCAAGCUGAGGAAGAAGCAGACGCGACGGGUGAAGCACAAGAUGAACCCCGUCUGGAACGAGAUGCUGAUGCUAGAGGUGCCCCGGGAGUUGCUGGCCAAGUCCAGCCUGGACCUGGAGGUGCUGAACCAGGCCGCCGGCGGCGCUGGGGAGGCUGCCCCCAUGGGCCGCUGCCAGCUGGGGCUGCAGGCCUCCGGGACCGGCCUCCAGCACUGGAAACAGAUGCUGGACAACCCCCGCAAGCAGAUUGCCAUGUGGCACCCCCUGUACGUCUGACCCUGUGCCCCCCUCACCAAAACACCCCACACAAACUCCGGUACUCUUGUGUCAGUCCUGGUCAUGGAGCGGUGACUCAGUCACGACCUCAUUCUCUUCACCUGUUCAAACCUGCAAUCCUCUUUCAGAACACUGUAGGAAUGUGGCUGAACAUAGAGGAAUGUGACAGAAAAAAAUAAACGUGGCCCUCCAUGACCAGAACUAAAGAAGCACCCGCUGCAGUAAAACAUUUGGGCUGAUUGUUACUACUCUACUGCUCUAACUUCUACUUUGCUCUAAGUUCAGUGGCCACAGCUUGACCUUUCACCUUGUAUGGAAACAAUCAUGCUUUGCACACAUGUAACAAUGGUUAAUGUAAGUACAACAAUGGUUAAUGUAGUACAUUUGUCUUUUAUAAUGUAAUAACUUCAGGUUGAUGUAAUAACUGCCUGUUAUUGUAAUAAAAAUCUUGAACGUAAAGUAAA
Messenger RNA from Conger conger (European conger), 2141 nucleotides. It is a transcript of the gene syt13, whose product is annotated as synaptotagmin XIII. Gene Ontology annotation, molecular function: calcium-dependent phospholipid binding; syntaxin binding; calcium ion binding. The record is from RefSeq and is a predicted model, not a curated record. Lineage: Eukaryota; Metazoa; Chordata; Actinopteri; Anguilliformes; Congridae. Bases 394 to 1677 code for a protein of 427 amino acids. The transcript is spliced from 6 exons. Gene Ontology annotation, biological process: regulation of dopamine secretion; cellular response to calcium ion; calcium-ion regulated exocytosis.